AUGUCAAGCGAGCAAACUCGAGUCCUGCAACUCUCUGCUACUCGUGCUACAUCCUUCAGCAUCGUCGCCAUUCGACGGCGUCUUGAAGCUCUAUGGGCAGCCCUAGGCCAGUCGGCCGAUGUAGCGAGAGAGCGGCACGCGCGAUGGGAGCAGAAACGCAGUGAGCAAGUCGAGAUUUUCGUCUCCGAGGCGUCGAAAACUUACCUUCUGCUAGAAGAGCUCAAGUCGCAAGAAGAGCGACUGGCCUUCCUCACCUCGUUGAAAGAAGAGAUUGAACACCCAGCAAAAUACACACCUGUCCAACUUGAAGUGUUGAUGAAGGCGUACAAGGAUAUUGCAAGCAAGCUCGAGAAGGACGAUUUGUUGGAACUGAGGCCGGAGUGGCUCAUCCCCUGGUAUGAGCUAUCUGUCGACAAGUACGCCUCUCUUGGUCACGGCGGCUACGGAAGCGUGUGUCGAGCCAAAUGGCUCGAUUCAGACGUGGUAGUAAAGUCUUUGAUUGGGUCUGGACGGGUGGGGGCAAUGGCGAUGUUCCGACGUGAAGUCGAUAUUUGGUUCGGUUUCAGCCAUCCUCACGUCAUUCGGCUCUUCGGCGCGUGCCAUGUCGGUAGACCCUUCUUCGUGUGUGAAGACGCUAGGAAUGGUACGCUGGUCAGCUACCUAAGGAAGCACCCCAACGAACUUUGGGCAAAGUUGCAUGAAGCUGCGCUGGGUGUCCAGUACCUCCACGCUCGUAGUGUCGUACAUGGCGAUCUCAAAGGGAACAACAUCGUUAUUGGGAGUGAUAGGAAAGCAAAGGUGACGGACUUUGGCCUCAGCUCUAUCAUCGGUGACGACGGCAAUUCAGAGAUCUCAGCGGCGUCGCAUUGGGUUGCUCCAGAGUGUCUGACAAACUACCAGGACUCA
Molecule: messenger RNA, 906 nt
Organism: Phytophthora sojae
Lineage: Eukaryota; Oomycota; Peronosporomycetes; Peronosporales; Peronosporaceae
Exons: 2
Biological process (GO): protein phosphorylation
Molecular function (GO): protein kinase activity; ATP binding
Source: RefSeq, a predicted model, not a curated record